CUCCUCAGCACGUUUGUGGUCGCCGUUCAUCACGAACACACUCAUCAUGACGAAAUUGAGGACCAGAUGCCGCUCGGUUAUGUGAAGUUCCCCUAUCAAGCGACCUAUCCAGGCGACAACGAAGUCACGGCAGACUCGAUUUUCUCUGGCAUCACAACGUUCGCUCGGCUUCCCUGGUCUCAGUGCCUGACGGAUAAGACUGCAGACUUUGACAUCGCUUUCCUCGGUGCUCCUUUCGACACCGGUACCUCAUAUCGCCCAGGUGCUCGCUUCGGACCGUCGGGCAUUCGUGCUGGAUCCCGCCGUCUUACUUUGUAUGGGGGCUACAAUGUCCCGCUCGAGACGAAUCCGUUCAAGAUGCUCAAAGUUGUCGAUUGCGGAGAUAUUCCUGUCACGCCAUACGAUAACGCCCGUGCUAUUCAACAGAUCGAGGAUGGGCACAAAGAGCUUCUCCACCGCACUCCUUACUCCCCUCUGGGCAACGACUCGCUCACCGGACAGCCGCUGAUUCCCUUGUCCCUCGACGGCAAACAUCAUCCCCGAGUCAUUACGCUUGGCGGAGACCACACGAUCGUCUUGCCCUUGCUGCGCUCUAUCUACUCCGCAUAUGGUGCUAUCAGUGUCAUUCACUUUGACAGCCAUCUGGACACUUGGAAACCGAGCGUGUUUGGUGGCAGCGAUAGUAAAGGCAUCGGAGGGGGCGCACUCAAUCACGGAACGUACUUCUACUGGGCCAGCCAAGAAGGAUUGAUAAAUAAUGGUAGUUCAAUUGCAAGUCACGGUGCGAUUCGCACUACACUUUCCGGGCCUGCCGACUAUGAGAAUGACGAUACUGCGGGUUUCAAGCGGAUCGAGGCGAGGGAGAUUGACACUCUAGGCGUCGACGGCAUUGUAGCAAAGAUCCGUGAGACCGUAGGCGACAAGCCAGUUUAUCUCUCUAUUGAUAUCGACUCAAUUGACCCGGCCUUCGCUCCUGCGACGGGAACCCCUGAGACUGGUGGAUGGUCGACUCGUGAAUUGCGAGCGAUCAUACGCGGUCUUGAUGGACUACACAUCGUGAGCGCUGACAUUGUGGAGGUUGCGCCGGCCUAUGACACGAACGCCGAACUUACCACUAUGGCUGCAGCUGAUGUUCUGUUCGAAGUGCUGGGAAUUAUGGCCAAGACGCCGCUCGGUAAGGUUGCCAGCAAAGCUUGAACAAUCAAAGCCUUCAUUUUGAAGGGGGGUUGAUGAUGGGAGGUCUACUCUUUUCUAUUAUCGC
Messenger RNA from Dacryopinax primogenitus, 1261 nucleotides. Its product is annotated as agmatinase. Lineage: Eukaryota; Fungi; Basidiomycota; Dacrymycetes; Dacrymycetales; Dacrymycetaceae. The transcript is spliced from 8 exons. The coding region runs from base 67 to 1197 and encodes 376 amino acids. The record is from RefSeq and is a predicted model, not a curated record. Gene Ontology annotation, molecular function: agmatinase activity; metal ion binding.